Molecule: messenger RNA, 1050 nt
Organism: Nerophis lumbriciformis (worm pipefish)
Lineage: Eukaryota; Metazoa; Chordata; Actinopteri; Syngnathiformes; Syngnathidae
Gene: kcnk17
Product: potassium channel, subfamily K, member 17
Biological process (GO): stabilization of membrane potential; potassium ion transmembrane transport
Cellular component (GO): plasma membrane
Molecular function (GO): potassium ion leak channel activity; outward rectifier potassium channel activity
Source: RefSeq, a predicted model, not a curated record
AUGGGAAUAAAGGAAAUUUUCCAUUUUGCUCGAUUGCCCUCCAUCAUCUUGCUGGGGUUGGUGUAUGUGUUCUACGUGCUUAUCGGCGGGGUGGUGUUUUGGAAGCUGGAAGGAGAUCUUGAACAGAAGGACAUCAGUGUUUUGUUGAUGCGCAAACAAAAGUUGUUGUCAACGUACGCAUGUCUGGACCAAGACAGCCUUGAGAAAGUGGCUCAGGUGCUUAACAGCGCGUCCAAAGUGGGUUUGAGUUUAAAAGGCAACAGCUCCACGGACGGAUUCUGGAAAUUCACCAGCUCAGCUGUGUUCGCUGCCACCGUGGUCACCACCAUAGGUUAUGGAAACAUGAGUCCCAGCUCCACAGCUGGUCAGAUCUUCUGUGUGUUCUUUGCCCUUUUUGGCAUCCCGCUCAAUAUGGUGGUGCUCAACAGGGUGGGCAAAUACAUGCUAGUUACGGAGAGGAACAUCUCCAACUUCCUGGAGGGGAAAACUGGCAGACGGACGUGUACAUGCUUCUUGGUCCACCUGGUGUCUUACCUAUGUGGAACGCUCUUCUUCUUAAUCGUCCCCAUGAUCGUGUUCCAGUUCCGCGAAGGUUGGACCUACUCACAGGCUAUCUACUACUGCUUCAUCACCCUCAGCACCAUCGGCUUCGGAGACUUUGUGGCCGACAACAACCCGGACAAAGUGUACCCCGAGUGGUACAGCAUCUUCAUGGCCUCAUGGAUCUUCUUCGGCCUGGCCUGGCUGGCGCUCAUCAUCAACCACUCCAUUGACAUGCUGGAGGGCCUCAACAUGCACCUCAAGCGGUGGUGGGGGGGCAGCAAGCAGGAGGAGGAAGAUUGUGUGGGGACCCACAACCCUGACACACAGCUGGAGGAGGAAAAAGAGGUCAACCGGCCGCCUUUAAAGCAGUAAAGUGCGCCAAAAGUCGAUUUGAGAUAUUUCUAAAGUUUGGAAAGCUAUAUUAGUUGAACAUAACCACCUGCUGUUGCUAUUUAUUAUAAACACACUAAAUAUACUGUACAUUACAUUUUUUAUUUAUUCACUUCC